AUGGGUGGGAUGUGCUCCAAGUCGAGGAGAUCCACUGUAGACGAUGUCACUGUAAAUAAUGCUCCCAGUGGAAGCAUUCCUCCUGCUAAUGGCCAUUCAAAUAAUGGGUCUCGUGGUCUGCCUCCAAAAGUGAAUGCGAAUUCAACACCGUCUCCGGUUAGUGAUGGCAUGGAUAAGAAAUUGCGAGACCCGUUUAUGUUGCCAGAGACAAAUAGUAUGGUUCCUUAUGGGCUGAUUACAGAUGAUGUCAAUGAUGGGAUUCCGCACUUGUCGAGGGCCUUGUCGCAGAAAAAUAGAUCUACCAAAUCUAAGCAGGCUGUUGCAAAGGUAUCAGAAGUGAGCUCGCUUUUGGGUAGGGCUGGUACUGCUGGCCUUGGGAAAGCAGUGGAAGUAUUGGACACCCUUGGUAGUAGUAUGACAAAUUUGAACCCAAGCAGUGGUUUUACCUCAGGGGUGACAACAAAAGGGAAUAAAAUUUCGAUUUUGGCUUUUGAAGUUGCGAACACAGUUGUCAAGGGUUCAAAUUUAAUGCAAUCCCUUUCAAAGGAUAAUAUCAAACAUUUGAAAGAGGUUGUGCUUCCAUCAGAAGGGGUACAAAAUUUAGUAUCGAGAGAUAUGGAUGAACUCCUGAGAAUUGCUGCAGCAGACAAGAGAGAAGAACUGAAAGUUUUCUCUGGAGAAGUAGUGCGUUUUGGAAAUCGUUGUAAAGAUCCUCAAUGGCACAAUUUGGAUCGCUAUUUUGAGAAGUACCUUAACCAAAUCUUGUUUAUUUUCCUUAUGUUGGGUUCAGAAAUUACACCCCAGAGGCAAUUGAAGGAUGAUGCAGAGACAGUGAUGCAGCAAUUGAUGACCUUAGUUCAAAAUACAGCUCUGUCUAAUUCCAUCGAGGGGGAGGGGGUGCUGGAUAUGGUGGAGAGGAGCACCCCGCUUAUUGCAUAUUACUCUUUGGAGGUUAGACAAGCCUGGGUGGUGCCAAAACAUGUUCUUACUGCCAAUUACUGGUGGAUAGAUGCUAUUCCUUGGAACUUUACUGAAGGAAAGACAAACCUUUUUCAUGGUUACAGGAAUUAUAUCAUGAGUUACAUGCCUUGGACAGAUUUGAACAAGAUUAUCGGCGUAAGCUUCAAGAGGAAGACAACUCAAAUACCACUCAAAGAGACUUUUCCAUGGUCAGUUUUGGCUGUGGCCAUGUCGAAUAAUGAUGCAACAUUAAUACUAGUUCUGAAAUUUGUUCAGAGACAGCCUUGCAAUCUUAAGAGCAGAGUUGAAGAGUCAAAAGAAGCAUGUGAGAAGUUUGAAGAAAAAUCACUCUGGUCCAGGAUUUUGGAAGAGGUAGCAAGUCAUGGAGAAACUUGUCGACGUUGUGCAUUUCUUACAUUUGGAAAUUCUGAAGCAUUUGGUAAUGCAGAUACUGAUAAACCUGUGAAAGGUGUUCAGAACAAUCACAAAAAGUUGGGGUCUGCUGGUCUUGCAUUGCAUUAUGCAAAUAUUAUCUCUCAAAUCGAUACUCUUGUGUCUCGAUCAAGUUCUGUGCCUCCAAACACACGGGAUAAUUUAUAUCAGGGGCUGCCACCUGGUGUAAAGUCAGCUUUGCGCUCAAAGCUACAGUCAUUUCAGGUUAAGGAAGAGCAUACUGUCCCUGAAAUCAAAGCUGAAAUGGAGAAAACAUUGCAGUGGCUAGUUCCCAUUGCCACUAACACAACCAAGGCUCAUCAUGGCUUUGGUUGGGUUGGAGAAUGGGCAAACACUGGGUCUGAGAUGAACCGAAAACCUGCUGGUCAGACCGACUUGCUGAGGAUUGAGACACUACACCAUGCUGAUAAAAGUAAAACUGAGUUUUACAUUCUCGAACUGGUGGUGUGGCUUCAUCAUCUGGUCAGCCAAGUGAGGGUUGGAAACGGUGGAAUUAGAUCUCCUGUUAAAUCCCCUCUUUGCUCCCCAAACCAGAAGGCAAUUCAGUUAUCGACAAACAAACCCAACUGUUCAUCCCCCAUAUUAACAGUUGAGGACCAAGAAAUGCUUCGAUACGUAAGUAAGAGAAAACUCACGCCUGGCAUUAGUAAGAGUCAGGAAUUUGACACUGCAAAGAACAGAUUCAGCAAGUAUAAUAGGCUGAGUAAGAGUAGUAAUCACUCCCCAACAAGUGAACGUAGGAAGGAUCCAUUUCCCAUAAGGAGGCCAUCGUCCGUUCCGGUCAUUGACUUUGAUAUCGACCGGAUCAAAGCUUUAGAUGUCAUUGAUCGAGUGGACACGAUUCGAAGUCCAUCUGCGGCAAUUUUCCUUGUUGGGUGCUCUUGGUUUGUGGCGAGGGUGAUGUUUAUGUUAGCAGGCAGAUGCUGGCUCCUUGGGAGGCCUGCGAUCUAUGGUAUCCUCGAAGAGAUUCCAGAUGAAAGCAAAGUAGCAUAUCUCUUUUUCGUGCUGCUGCAGUUGUUCCUGGAUUUUGGUAGAGAUGGAGUCUCCACUACGAAAGAAUCCUCUCUAAUGUCCACCACAUUCUUUGAAGUGACUGACUUCGGAGCUCCCGAUUGA
Molecule: messenger RNA, 2529 nt
Organism: Prunus armeniaca (apricot)
Lineage: Eukaryota; Viridiplantae; Streptophyta; Magnoliopsida; Rosales; Rosaceae
Source: the annotation of a GenBank genome assembly